Messenger RNA from Didymodactylos carnosus, 385 nucleotides. NCBI's taxonomy places the organism in Eukaryota, Metazoa, Rotifera, Eurotatoria, Philodinida, Philodinidae. The record is from the annotation of a GenBank genome assembly.
AUGUAUCGUACAUCAUCGGAUCGUAAGAAUAUUCUUAUCAAUCAAAAGAAAAAGAUGCAAAAUCAAAAUUCAUCACCAUCCAGUUCAGCUGAUUUAGAUUCUAAACUUACCAGUAUCAUAACAAAUAUUUUGAACAAUCCGAUAUUUAUAAAAUCUAUAGUUGACCAAGUUAAAGAGCAUCUAACACAAAUUCAAGAAACAGUUGCAAAGCAUACAGAUGAAAUAACUGAAUUACAAUUGAAAUCCAAUGACAUGGAGCAAUAUGAUCGAAGACUAAAUAUACUUGUACAUGGAAUACCUGAGAAAGAUGGUGAAAUAACAAAUGAUUUAUUUAUUGAUAUGUGCGAUUCCAUUCAAGUCAAUAUUAAACAAACAGAUAUUAGCA